AUGUUAAAAACAGCAAAUGCCUCAUUUAUGCUUGGAACUAGCAGUUGGCGAGAACAAUUUAUUGAUGCUUUAACUGUAAGUGCUGGAGAUGAUGAUGAUGAAGAGGAAGAAGGAGGAGAUGAAGAUGAAGGAAAAACAACUAAAUUAGUCAUUCGGGAGCCGGGAGAAGCUGAUGGAUUGAAAGGGGAGGAAUUGUCAAUUACAAAAGGAAAAGGGAAACAACCGAGUAAAUCUGACUAUUUAAUGCAUUUUAUUUCUGUCCCGUGGAAGUUGGCAUUUGCAACUAUUCCACCUACUGAUUAUUGGGGUGGUUGGGCAUGUUUUACAGUCUCUAUACUCAUGAUUGGUCUUUUAACCGCAGUUAUUGGUGAUCUUGCUUCUCAAUUUGGCUGUUGGGCCGGUCUCAAAGAUGCAGUUACUGCAAUCAGUUUCGUAGCAUUAGGUACUUCCGUUCCCGACACUUUUGCAAGCAAAGUUUCUGCUGUACAAGACAAAUAUGCAGAUAAUUCAAUAGGAAAUGUUACUGGAUCAAAUGCUGUAAAUGUAUUUCUCGGUAUUGGUAUAGCUUGGACAUUAGCAGCCGUUUAUCAUUGGUUCAAAGGAAGUGUUUUUCGAGUUGAUCCUGGAGCAUUAGCAUUUUCUGUUACUAUUUUUUGUAUAGAAGCAUUUGUUUGUGUUAUUGUUAUUGUGGCUAGAAGACAUCCAGCAAUUGGAGGCGAAUUAGGAGGCCCUCGCAAAUUCCAAAUUCUCACAUCUGGAUUUUUUGCAUGUCUAUGGCUUUUCUAUAUUGGAAUUUCUGCUUUAGAAUCCUACUGUGUAAUUGCUGGAUUUUAA
Molecule: messenger RNA, 834 nt
Organism: Meloidogyne enterolobii
Lineage: Eukaryota; Metazoa; Nematoda; Chromadorea; Rhabditida; Meloidogynidae
Source: the annotation of a GenBank genome assembly